UGUGACGACAUUGAGACGCGAACGGCUUGUUAUUUCGAAACUGGACGAAAAGAAGGGGGAAAACAUACUAACAGAAGUUCAUAUUCACAGUCUCGGUUCUACGCUUCGUCGUAUAAUAUAUAUUUGACGAUGAAAUAACAACCACUAUAGAAAAAUAGAAAUAUAUCGCGAUGAUGAUAUUGUAUUCGUGAAAUAAAAAUUUGUUGUGUUCUCUUUUUCUUCUUUUUCUUUCUUUUCGCACGUCAGUGUUUCUUUGUUCUAAUUUUAUUAAUUUUAGCGAUCACGCUACGUUGAAGAUUUGGUGUAGUCACGUACAAUAAUCGUAAAAAUAUAAACGACCAAGGGAAAUAAUAUUGACGACUGAGAAAAUUAAAGAAGAUAGAAAACAAGAAGAAACGAACAAAAAAGAAAAAGGAAAAAAGAAAAGAGGAAAAUGAAAUAAGAACGUGUGUGAACGAUUUUGUACAACGAUUAAACUCGUAUUGCUAGGAUCGAUUAUGCGAUGUAUCGAGAUACGAUAAUUACAAUGUUACAACGUUACCACUGAAUUAUUCAUCGAGAAAAUUAUAUAUUUCUUUGGAAAAUAAUAGUGAAUCGAUCGUCCGAUAUAUCGCGUACGUAAGAUUAACCGUUGAAAUAAUUAUCGAAAUAUAACGACGGUGUAAUCAUCGAGAAAUAUUCAAGCAGUUAGCGGAAAACGUAAUCUCGUUGAGUGUCGUUCAAUACCUACCUAUUAAAGAAAAUAAUAUUCCACUGAAGAUAUAUACUAAUGGAGGUGCGACGUGUUAAUCAAAAGUUAAAAUUUUAACUCAUUCGUUAAAGUGAUUUAUUUCACGAUUUUUAAAUUUAAGAAGGUGUAUCGACGGACAAGUUUGACGAGCAGUUUAUAUCCUGUUUGCUGCUCCUUGAAUUCAUUAGUUAAAAAGUUAUAUGUAUAUAUAUAUAUACAUAUACAUAUAUAUACUUAUGCAGUUAACACAUGUGUAUGUACAAACGAGUGUCAGUAGGUCCAAAUUAAACUCGGCAGAUAUUCCAGAAAGAUAAACGUUAUCAACGUUCGAUUCUCGCGGAAGGCACGUUUUAAACUGUGUAUAUAUAUAUAUAUAUAUAUAUACGUGUAUGUAUGUAUAUGUAUAUAUGUAUGUGUGUCGAGUCAAGUAGAGUCGCCAUCGAAAAAGUUGGUAUAAUUUACGAGCGUACGAAAACUUAAACGAGUUCCAACGAGAAGGAGGCCGCAAUCACUUCCACAGUUGCCACUGCCACUAUCGUUUCUGUCCUUAAUUGCUUCAAGUAUUUUAUUUCAGUCUCUUAGUUUUAAAAACCGUACGAAUGAACGAAUUAUAUCUUCACAGUUAAAAAGAUAUAAAUACGAUUUUACGAUGGCGAAAGAAGGAUUGAAAGAAUAUAACAUGGAAUUUAUUAAAACUGAUCUUUUACCGGAAAUGGUUCAUAAUCGAUGUUUUUGUGAAUCAGGUUCACGCGAAUUUGUCGAAUUCGAAUCGGCCAUCGUCGAAUCACUCGUAACGCCUGAUGAUUCGUUAAAACCAUGGGAAUUGUAUCGUGUUAAAGCUAUUGUAAGAUUUUCCGGUGAACCAAUGAGUUUUCCUUUGAUCGUGAAACUAUUACCGUCAUCCGUUCAGUCGGAAUACUCAUUCGCCCGUUUUCAAAACGAAGAAAUGUUUUACAGUAAAAUGAUUUCUUUGUAUGGCAAAGAUCUAUUUCCAAAGUGUUACGCUUCGGACAUGGGACGAUACGGAAUGCCGGUCAUCGUUCUCGAGGAUUUAACAGCGAAUGAAUAUGAAACGAUUCAAGAAAAUAGAAGGAUGAACGAAGAAGAAUUGAAGUUAUCUUUGAAAAGUCUUGGAAGGUUUCACGGGAUAGGUUUGAGAUUGAAAAAUGAAAAGUUCGAGCUUUAUCGAGAAUUUUACAUGAAACUAUCGAAUACUGUCGUUACGAACGAAGUAUCUGAAAAGUCCAUAAUGUUUUCCGAUGAAAAUUCGUUGGAAAAUUCAUUAAUGGUAAAAGAGAUGAAGAAAUUAUGGUAUAGUAAUAUCGGAGAGAAUGUUAGUGAAACUUGUACGAACGUCGAUGAUAUCUCAUGCAUAUGUCAUGGUGAUUUUUCCAAGAGGAAGGUGUUGUUCAAACGUGAGAAGAACGGUACGCCGAUCGAUGUGAAAAUGAUCGACUGGCAAACAAUGAGAUAUUGCUCGCCUGCUAUCGAACUCGUUAUCAUUUUCAUCAUGAAUAUUCCGACGCCAUCUCGAGAUCAGCAUUUCCUUCAGGAAAUAUUGACGGUCUAUGUUGACGCCGUUAGAAGUGAAUAUACCACGAUAACGUGUGAACGAUUGAUUGAACAGUUAUCAUCAACAUCCUUAGGCUAUUUUACAUUAUUACUUCAAAAGGAUAUCAUGAAUAAAGAAAUAGCUCAACAAUGGAUAGAGUUUAUUCAAUCUUUACGCGAUUUUUUACGUGAUUGAAAGGAGAAAUUAAAUAUAUAUAUAUAUAUAUAUAUAUAUAUAUAUAUAUAUAUACAUAUAUAUUUGUAUAUUUAUUAUUAUUUUUUUAUAUAUAGAGAUUAAUUAUUAAUAAUAUAAUCGUUGUAUAUCCGAUUGAUAUCGAUGUAUGUAUUUAUUUCAAUUUUAUAUGUAGUACAAUGUAACGCUUUGCAUUUUACUAUGCUUGUUUCUUUUUCUUUUUAUACGAGCGUUUUUGGUAAAGAAAAAAGAAAAAAGAAAAAAAAAAUAA
This is a messenger RNA of Vespa mandarinia (Asian giant hornet), 2745 nucleotides long. RefSeq lists its product as uncharacterized. NCBI's taxonomy places the organism in Eukaryota, Metazoa, Arthropoda, Insecta, Hymenoptera, Vespidae. The record is from RefSeq and is a predicted model, not a curated record.